CAGUGGUGGGGAGGCAUUGGGCUAAGUUACGUUAUGUGGCCCUUGGAGAAGCUCCAAAUCGUUCAGAAGUGGGGUCUCAGCUGUUGAGGAGCCAAUGGAUUAAUGCACAAGAUAUCUACUCAUUUAUAGCGCUUCCAAAUCGCAAAGACUUUGAAAUCAUCUUGUUUCAGGAAGGAGCCUUGCAGAGUUUUACUCAAAUAUUUGAUGCUAGUGUUGGACAUGGCUUCUGGAAGAACUGGGAGCUGGACACCUCUGCUCCGCAAGAUGUUAGAUUCGUCUAUGUUAAGUUCUGGACAGGCAAGGUGGCGGAUGCUGAUGUUGAGCAGUACCUACGCAGGUACUGUGAGAUUCUACAGCCUGUGUUUAAACAUCUGGGUCAGUUUGGACUAUGUACAGAGUCCGCCGUUAUAAAGUGAAGUUACGUCAUGACCCCGAUGGCAAUCUCUAUCAGAUCCCAAAUUCAAUCUCGCUGGGUCGUAUAACGGCAGGAUCUCAUACCCUGCUCAGGUACAGAGGUGCUACAUUUGAGGUUCCCAAGACCAUUCAAGUGAAAGACUGUGAGACCUUGAAGUGUUGGAGGUGCGGGGAAUUUGGGCAUAGAGGUAAGGAGUGUAAAAAUACAGAAAUCCGUAAUUUGUGCCAGGAACAAGGCCACACUUACUUUAAAUGCCCAAGCUCCUAUAGCAAUAAAGCACGUGGACCGACACUGAUGCCAUCUACUGACGUCAACACGGCUCAAAAUGGAAAACAUCAGAGCACGGCACCUCAAACCAGUGAGGACAUCCAGGAAGCCCAGAUCAGCAAUGAGGGUCCAGCUCAGAUCAACAAUGGAGAAAAGGCAAAGUCUACAAGUUCCAUCAGCGACAGCUCGGACACCAGCUCUGGUGGCAGUAAUGAUUCCAGUUCAGAAGAUUCAGAUUCCAGUGAGGGAAUUCUUCCUCCUUCGGGACAUCAGAAAGAGUCACCUGGCCAAGAAGACACCGGAGCAGUGAUGACGUCUGGGCGGCAAUUACCGGAGAACGAAGGUGACGCUGUUCUUUUCACUCCUGACAGUUCUGAUAGUCUGCAAGCUGGAAGUCUCCCUCCCACACAGUCUAGCACUGCCAUUCUGAGUGUGGCUAAGAAGCGCAGACAAAGAGCGACUUCAUCGAGUUCCAGUGUUCAGAAAGAAAUGAAGGAGUAAGAACUUUUAAGAACUCUGUUUAUG
Molecule: messenger RNA, 1207 nt
Organism: Pygocentrus nattereri (red-bellied piranha)
Lineage: Eukaryota; Metazoa; Chordata; Actinopteri; Characiformes; Serrasalmidae
Product: dentin sialophosphoprotein-like
Exons: 1
Coding region: 389-1183 (264 amino acids)
Molecular function (GO): zinc ion binding; nucleic acid binding
Source: RefSeq, a predicted model, not a curated record